AUGGCAGACGGUAGCACCAGCAUUGCGGCACGAAUUGCCGCUCUGAAAUUGGAUCAAGUUGGCCGUCAACCGACUGGAAAGGCAGGACCUCCAGCAGUACCAACCAAAAGGCCAGAUCUUCCAUCAAGACAACAGACGACUAAUGUGCCACCUGUCGGCGCUCACGCAUCUGCGGCCGAUGCAGGCCGUGAUAUUGGGAAUCAGCCAGCGGCAGGUGAAGUGGAUGGAGAGGUUAAGCGUACGCCACCAGUGAUGCCAAACCGACCAGUUAGAAGUGCUGCUCCCAAACUGCCACCAAGACAGCCAUCCGGACCAGCACCGCAACUACCACCUAGGAGACCUUCGGAAACACCCUCAAACAUGUCUGGAAGGCCAGGAAUCGAUAGAAAACAAUCUAGCGAAUCUGUGGUGUCAACUAGAUCCUCUACAUCAACAGCAUCUACUCGAACUGGUAUAAGCUCGGCAACGAGCAAUUCUGGACCGCUUUUUACAAUCCGAGCACCUUCUUUUGAUGCAUCGACCUUGCCCCCUUUGGCUCCUAAGCGGACGCCUAACUUGCCAGAGCGAGGUCCUGUGCUGCAACAGACCAAGUCUUCGCCGACUUUACAGGAGCCUGCGAGACCGCAACUGCCUUCUAGACCUCCACUGCCUUCGAGAAAUCCAUCUUCUUCUCCAGGGGUGACGGACCAAGGUACCAUCAAACCUGCAGCUCCAAAGAGGUCUGCAUUGACAAUGGGCUUCAAUUCUGCCUCAAAGGCGCCUGAUGUGCCGACUGCACGACCCGAGGCCGCCGCACCACCGCCAAUUCCUGCUUCAUCUCGACCCGACCUUUCCAAGUUGAUGGCGUCAAAACCGAACGUUGCUGCGACCACACCAGACCAAGGAUCUUGCCUAAAGUGUCGAGACUUCUCAGUCGUCGACGCCCAUGCUGCGCGCUUCCCACGACAGUCGAUUCCAUCACAAGAUCUGGGAUGGCUUGCGCAAUCACUUACAUCCCCUUUCCCAUCGCUGACUGACAAAGCUCGAGCGAUCUUCGUCUGGUUGCAUCACAAUAUUGACUAUAACACUCACGCAUUGUUCACCAACACUGUCAAGGGGUCAACUCCGGCCUCGACAUUGGCUACUGGUCUUGCAGUCUGUGAGGGAUAUGCUGGUUUAUUUACUGCACUUGCCUCGAAAGCUGGACUGGAGAGUAUGGUCGUUGGUGGCCAUGGAAAAGGCCUUGGUUACGAAGCCGUAGCGCCUGGAGCACCACUACCUCCAGAAGAUGCAACCGGCCAUGCCUGGAACGUCGUCAAAAUUGAUAACGGUCAAUGGAAGCUGAUCGACCCUUGCUGGGGAGCGGGCCAUGUCAACGGAUGGGGCCAACCUUACAAAAGGCACUUCAGUCCCAUACAUUUCGUUGGCAGCAAUGAGGAAUUUGGACGCAGUCAUUUCCCAAGCAACAAGAACCAAUUUUACAGGAGCGAUGGCAGACAUACAAUCACGUGGGCAGAGUAUCUGUUAGGUGACACAAAUGGCCAGACUCCAGUGCAGACUUUUGGAAAUAUGACAACAGACGAAGGCAUCGACUCCCACUCUGUUUCACCUAGAAUCAAGCAGAUUUCGGUCAAUGAUCCACAGCCUUAUGUGCGCUUCCAGUUCAACAAAGUAUGCACUCACUGGGACAAUGAGCGAAACGGGCAGGGCAAGCACUUUCUGUACAUCGUCUUCCUGCCUGAGGCAAAUGGCAGACCAGCGCGCGAGGUCCCGCUGCAGACCAAUGGGUAUUUCUGGUGGGUCGAUGUGCGUCCCAGCGAGCUUGGACAGCCUGGCCAGGAGAUCAAGUUGGGUACAGUAACGAAAUGGAAGGGCCGUGAUGGCAGAGGAAUGGUCGCGAGCGAUUACAACAAGCAGGGUGGAUUCUCAUGUGAAUAUUCUUUUGCUGCCAUAUGGAACCUUGUUUGA
This is a messenger RNA of Aureobasidium melanogenum CBS 110374, 1947 nucleotides long. RefSeq lists its product as uncharacterized. The coding region runs from base 1 to 1947 and encodes 648 amino acids. The transcript has 2 exons. NCBI's taxonomy places the organism in Eukaryota, Fungi, Ascomycota, Dothideomycetes, Dothideales, Saccotheciaceae. The record is from RefSeq and is a predicted model, not a curated record.